AUGGUCGAUAAGAAUGUGAUGAUUGGCACAUUGUUAACAUCAACUAAGAAAGAUUCCGAAUCAUAUCGUUCACGUUUAUCUGAAUGCUUAAGAGAAAGAAGUGGAAGAAAUCUUGAACCAUUUAGUCUUGUAUGGUAUGAUGCGUAUGUAAAUAAUAUUGAAGAGAAUCGACGAAUUCAACAUGAAUUACAAUAUUCAAUUAAUUUUAUUAAACUAUUCAAUGAUCCGAACGAAUGUCAAACAUAUGUCAACGAACGAAAAACUGAGAAAAUUAUCGUCAUUAUGUCGAAUAUAUACGAUAGUCAACUUCUUCAUCAUGUGCAUAAUCAAACACACGUUGUGGCUAUUUAUAUCUACCGUGGGAACAAUGAUAAAGCAAAUGAAUGGAGAAAAGAAUAUCCUAAGAUUAAAGCCGUACUAAGCAACUCGUCGGAAUUAGUUGAGAUAAUUGCUAUUGAUCAGAAAAAACGACAGAAACUGGAAGAUUCGAUUGGAAAUUUCGGUACUUAUUUUACUCCAAAUGAUCGAUCUACGAAGAGUUUGGAAAAUGAAAAUGGAGAUUUCAUUUGGUUUCAAUUAUUUAUUGAAACUUUACUUCGUAUGUCGAAUGCCGCUCUUCAUCCAUCUCGAAAAGAGUUUAUUGAAUUUAUUCGACAACAAUAUCAUGGUGAUGUUACUAAACUUCGUAUUAUUGAUGAACUCGAAUCAACCUAUGAAGCAAAUCAAGCAGUAUGGUGGUACACACGUAGUUCAUUUCUUUAUGUUAUUCUUAAUAAAGCAUUACGUCAACAAGAUUAUGUACUUCUCUUUACACUUCGUUUUUUUAUUCGUGAUCUCUUUCAUACUUUGAUCGAACAGAAGAACUUUAACGAAUCGAUUAUCCAUCUUUAUCGUGGUCAAGUUCUUGAUGUUGAGGAAUUAAAUAAUUUAAUUAAUAAUCAAGACAAAUUCAUUGCCAUGAAUAGUCUCCUGUCGACAAGUCGAGAUCGAUUGAUAGCACAGUGUUUCGCCGAAUCGGCCAUUGAUCCUGAAAAUGAUCGAUAUCGUGCAGUUCUCUUUGAAAUCGAAGCUGAUACGAAUCGUACAGAUACGAGACCAUUUGCUGAUGUUACGCAUAGUAGUUAUUAUGGAGGCAAUGAAGACGAGAUUUUAUUUAUGGCUGGAUCUAUCUUUCAUAUCGUUGAUGUUCAAAAAGCUUCCGAAGAUAAUGCAAUUUGGACGAUCAAAUUAGUUCUAUGUGGUGAACAAGAUAAUCAACUGAAUGAAGUUUUUACAAAUUUGAAAGCGACUUUAGCCGAUGAAACGGAUAUGGUAUCUGUAGGGAAAAUCUUAGAUGAUAUGGGUAAGCGUGAACCAGCAAAAUGUGCUUAUGAUCUUAGUGAUGAACAUAAGAGGAAUGAAACUAACGGUCGAUUCGGUAAUCCUAUGGUAUCAUAUACUGAAGGCGAAUAUUAUCCAGAAAUUAUUCAAACAUUUCAAAAAGGAGUGGUUAGAUUAACAGAGAAUAACGGUGAUCGAAAGGAUCUUGUAUUUAACUAUCAAGUUAUCGGUGCGACUCUUAACAAACUUAAACAAUAUGAUAGUGCACUUGAAAAUUAUUCAAAAGCAUUGGAUAUUCUUCUCGAUCUGUAUGGUCAAGAUCAUCUUAAAGUUGCAAUAAAUUACGAAGCUAUUGCUCAAAUUUAUGAAAAACAAGAAAAAUAUCAAUUGGCAAUAAUAUCAUGGAAAGAAUGUCUUCGAGUUCGACAACAACUUUUGCCAGAAGCACAUCCGACUAUUGCUGGAACAUUUCGUAAUAUUGGAGACGUAUACAAUGAUGUAGAUGAUUUUGAUCAAGCCUUAGCAAUGUAUGAAGAAGCAUUGAAAAUACAAUUAACCUCCUUACCAUCGAAUCAUCCAUCAACUGCAAAAACACAUCUACGUCUUGCUUGGAUCUAUGAACAAAUAGAUCAGUUUCAGUUAGCCUUGAAAAACUAUACAAUCGCUUUUGAUAUGUUAAAACUAUCAUACCCACUAGACCAUCCAUCACUCGUUCAAAUUCAAGAAGACAUUGACAAUGUUAAGAAAGUAUUAAAUCGAAUGUCCUGA
Messenger RNA from Rotaria sordida, 2088 nucleotides. The record is from the annotation of a GenBank genome assembly. Lineage: Eukaryota; Metazoa; Rotifera; Eurotatoria; Philodinida; Philodinidae.